This is a messenger RNA of Paramecium pentaurelia, 1680 nucleotides long. The record is from the annotation of a GenBank genome assembly. Lineage: Eukaryota; Ciliophora; Oligohymenophorea; Peniculida; Parameciidae.
AUGAGAACAAAUUAAGGGUCUAGUAGUGAUUUUUUUAAUCGUUAAAAUCAAACAAAAAGAGAUAAUAUAGAUCCAUUUGGACCUAAUUCUCCAAAUGCUUAGAAAGAAUAAACUGGUUAUGUAACAAGAGAAAAAUAUAAUAAAUUAAAAGAUCUCAAUUCAAAAUUGAAAGUAAGAGCAGUCUCUCAAAAGUAUAGGCAGCUUUGAGAGAUUAUAUGUAGGAAGGAAAAGAUUAAGAAAAGAUAUUAUAAUUGAAAGAAGAAAUAAUAUAAAAAUAUGAGAGAGAAUAAUUAAAUUGGUAAAAUAAAGGAAAUGAAGAUUUGAAAUCAUAAUUAAAUCAAUUGAAAAUUAAGAUUUAGAAAAAGAAAACAAAAAUUAGAUUAUUAAAGGAUCAAUCAAAAGUAUUUGAUGUAAAGAUGGAUGAGUAAAAAGGCUAAUUCUAGAUGGAAUUGGAUAGAGUGCAACGACUCUAUGAUGCAUUAAUUACAGAAAUGUAUGAGUUACAAAUAAAUAAAUUAGCAAGGAUCAAGAAAAAAGAUAUAAAUAAUUGAAAGAUGAAAAUAAUGUUAUUAAAUAAGCUAUUAUAUCCAAAGAUGAACAAUUUCGAUAUCUUGAAAUUGAAAUAAAAGAGGAUAAAUAAACUAUUUAGAUAUUGGAAUCAAAAAUAAAAGAGCAUUUUGAAGAAAAUAAAAUAUUACAAUUAACUAUUGAUAAUUUAAUUAUUAAGAAUGAAGAUCUAGAAAAAUUGAUUAAAAUUAAUGAAACACAUCAUUAAUAAGACAUAAAUAAAUUAUAAUCUGAUAAAUUAACAUAUUAGCAAGAAUUAAAUACAUAAAUUAAUAAAAAAAAAGAGAAGAUCAAAAAUAUGAGCAAUUAAAUUUAAUAAUUGGAUAAUUUAGUUAAUUAAAAAUAGCAGCAAGAAUUUACAUUUAAUAAUUUAGUUUAAGAAAAAUAAAAAGAAUAUAUAAUAUUAUAAGGACAAUUAGAUGAUCAAAAGAAUAAAACUGAUUAAGCAAUAAAAGAAGCAAAUUGUUAUAUUUAAGAUAUUAAAUAAUUAAAGUCUGAAUUAGAAUAAUUAAAAUCUUUAAUUAAAAUUCAUGAAGAUAAAUUGACUCAGUAUGAUUAGCAAUAUCAAUUAGAUCAAGAAGAGAAAGCAUAAAUAUUGCAAGAUUUAGAAUAAUUAAACUAAGACAAUAAAAGAUUGUAAUAAUUAUUGUAUGAAUCAGAUAAUGAUAUAUCCUAUCUUAAUUAAUAGCAUUUAGAAGUAAUAAUAUAUGUAUAUAAUAGAAACAAUAAUAAAUGGAAUAAUAAAUAGAAUAUUUAUAAAAUCAAUUAAAUUUAUAAAAGGAUCAUUUAACUGAAUCUAAAAUAUUUAUAUAGGAAAUGUAAAAACAAUAAGUUGCAAAUGAGGAAUAAAUAGAAAUCUAUAAAAAUAAAUAUCUAAAAUCUAAAUAAAAUCAGAAAACAUUAUAGAAUGAGUAAAGAUAUGUAAGUUUUCAUAUAUAUUAAAAGUUAGAAGAUAAGAUGAAAAUGAUUGAGAAUGAAAGAAUUCAAGAUGAGAGAGAAGCAAUUAAGACUAAAGAUUAUAUUAUUUAAUAAAAAUAAGUUUAGUAGAGUAAGAUUAAAGUGCUGGAUGAUAUUUAAAAUAUGAUAAAACAACAUAAAAGGACUAAUAAUUGA